Messenger RNA from Caenorhabditis elegans, 1628 nucleotides. RefSeq names its product Ligand-Gated ion Channel (gene lgc-36). Gene Ontology annotation, molecular function: transmembrane signaling receptor activity; extracellular ligand-gated monoatomic ion channel activity; monoatomic ion channel activity. Gene Ontology annotation, cellular component: membrane; postsynaptic membrane. Lineage: Eukaryota; Metazoa; Nematoda; Chromadorea; Rhabditida; Rhabditidae. Gene Ontology annotation, biological process: monoatomic ion transport; regulation of postsynaptic membrane potential; monoatomic ion transmembrane transport. Bases 18 to 1628 code for a protein of 536 amino acids. The transcript has 9 exons. The record is from RefSeq and is marked reviewed.
UAUUUUUGCACACACAAAUGCUUCAUCGAAUUUCCAAGUUUACGGUUUCUUUGAUCAUUUUCUUUAUUUCCACAAUUAUUCUAUCAGUUUGUGGAAAUGAAUUAAAGUUUACAAUUGAAAAUGUCAAAUUUCGAAGCCCCGGAAGUUUUCGUAUAAAACGAACUGUUCACCCUAAAAGAGAGAAAGGAGUUGCUCAAAACGUCACACAUCUUCUCAAUAAUGUUUUGAAAAAUUACGAUCAACAUUUCCGACCCGGGUUUAACUCUGGAAAACCAACAAAAGUUUACAUAGAUCUUUUCAUUCGAACAAUGGGACCAGUUUCGGAUCUGUUCAACACUUACUCAUUCAAUUGUUACUUCCGUCAAAAAUGGACAGAUGAUAGAUUACAUUUCAAUAAUAGUGGAAUUGGUUUCAGACAGUUAUCUUUGAGUAUGGCUAUGCUGGAUAAAAUCUGGAAACCAGAUACGUAUUUUUGGAAUGGAGCUGGAAGUUAUGUCCAUGGAAUCACGACUUCUAAUAGACUGGUUAGAUUGGAACCAGAUGGAACGAUUUUAUACUCGAGUAGGAUAACUGUUAAAGCAAAAUGCCAAAUGGACAUGAGCCGAUAUCCUCUUGAUAAACAGGCAUGCCGCCUUGUAAUUGGAUCAUAUGCCUACUCAUCAGAUGAAGUUCAAUACAAAUGGAGAAUAAUGGGAGACGAUAACGGCGUCAAAAUAGACUAUGAAAGCAUUGCUGAUUUACCACAAUUUUCAUUGUCGGGAUUUAAAGUCUACAAGCCGGCGAACAUAACAAGAGAUAAAGAAUAUUCGGCUUUGGAGGUCAGAUUCUACUUUGAUCGUCACUUUGGAUAUUUCUUAAUGAACUUCUACGUUCCGUGUGCUUUGGUUGUUCUUCUUUGUUGGGUUGCAUUCUUUACAAAACGAGAAGCAACUGCUGAAAGAAUUGGAAUUGGAAUUACAAAUGUAUUGACAAUUGUUUUAAUUUCAAUGGAUAGCAAAUCAGAUUCUCCAAAGGUUGAUAGCCCGACGGCUCUUGAAGUUUUUAUUUGGAUAUGUUACUUGACUCAUUUGAUUUGUAUGGUGGAGUUCACUGUCGUUCAUUAUCAUACAAAAUAUAACACCGGAGAUCCUGAGAUUCAAGAAGUCGAAAGAGAACGAUUGCGACAAAUUAUUAAACAAAUUCCAAAGAAUACAAACAAUCGUGCCACAGAGCCUACAUUCAGGAGAAGAAAUGCCGCGCUUCCUGUUUCUAUUGCUAGACCUCUUCCCAACAAAACCAAGAGAUUCAUGUCUGUUCGCCAGCCGAAAAAGAGUGAACAAACUGAAUCCAUUCAACUUAUGAGGAAAAUAAGUAACAUGGAAUCUACAACACAUAAUGAAGUUGAAAGCAGCUUGAAUCUGGAAUCAAUUCGUCAAGAAAAUGUUGGAUGGAGACUUUACUACUGGAUGAUUGAUCACAAUAUUAAGACAGAUCCCUUCGGCGUUGCACAAAAUUCCACAAGUCGUAUAGACAAGAUCUCUGUAAUUGUAGCUCCACUAAUUUUUAUUUUGACUAUUGCUUUAUAUUAUGAUUUCUAUGUAAAUAGAGUGUUCAAAUUCAACUUUGACAAUGAUUUUGGAACUAUGUGA